AUGGCGGAAACCAUUCGAAAGGUGGCAAAAGAGACAUUAAGGGUGUCGACGGGGAAAACAAAGGUGUACAAAGAGUCGUGGUGGUGGAACGAAGAAGUGAAAAAGAAGAUAAAGGACAAAAACAUGAGAUUCAAGGAGCUCAUGACUUGCACGGAGGAGGAGGAUAGGACACAUAAGAAAGAGAGGUAUAAAGAAGCAAAAUGGGCGGCAAAGAAAGCAGUAGCGGAGGCAAAAGAUUGCGCGUUUAAAGCCUUUUAUCAAAACCUUGAGACCAAAGAGGUGAAGAAGUAUAUUUGUAAGUUGGCAAAAGCAAGAUCUAGGCAUAAGAAGAACUUAAGGACAGUGAAGUUCAUUACGGAUGAAGGUGGACGAGUACUCCUUAGACAAGAGGACAUUAAGAUGAGAUGGCAUCAAUAUUUUUCCCAACUGCUCAAUGAGACUAGGGGUCUAAAGGAGAAUAUUCAAAAAACUUCAGACUUCCAAAGAACACAAGAUCAUGGGUCGAUUAUUGAUAUUACCACGGCGAAAGUAGGAGAAGCUCUCAAAUAA
This is a messenger RNA of Amaranthus tricolor (Joseph's coat), 549 nucleotides long. RefSeq lists its product as uncharacterized. The coding region runs from base 1 to 549 and encodes 182 amino acids. The record is from RefSeq and is a predicted model, not a curated record. The transcript has a single exon. NCBI's taxonomy places the organism in Eukaryota, Viridiplantae, Streptophyta, Magnoliopsida, Caryophyllales, Amaranthaceae.